Messenger RNA from Mesoplodon densirostris (Blainville's beaked whale), 2762 nucleotides. It is a transcript of the gene CEP44, whose product is annotated as centrosomal protein 44. The coding region runs from base 843 to 2000 and encodes 385 amino acids. Lineage: Eukaryota; Metazoa; Chordata; Mammalia; Artiodactyla; Ziphiidae. The transcript is spliced from 11 exons. Gene Ontology annotation, cellular component: spindle pole; centrosome. The record is from RefSeq and is a predicted model, not a curated record.
AGAAAAGUAGGGGUGUACAGGGAAGAGAGGCAAGAACUCUGAAAUAUCUAGGGUGACACCCUUACCUGAGCGACCUGCGAUUCCCCACCGCCGCCGCGACGAAUCGGCCUCUGGGCGGGGGCUUUCAGCCAAAAAGAAAAUGGCUCAGCCUGGAAGGGGUGCCCAGGCCAUGGAGAAGCCGGUUCAAACUUUAUGUGUUCACGCCGGUGGAGGUGAGGUCGGGGAGAAUCCCAGAAACAGCGCCUGAUCCCUCCGAACUCAGCCUGCCCCAGGCUGCAGCAGCCUGAGCGGCCGACUCUCCGUGUUUUGACGUUUCCUAUUGUUGCCGGAAGUGACGUCCGUAUUCGCGGGCGCUUCAAGAAGAAGUAUUUUUAUCACCUUCAUCUACGAUUCGCCACAGAGUCCCGGUCUCUUACUUCGCAGUCCGAGCCCCUCUGAGCCUCAGAAACGGGCAGACUUCAAAUCUGCACCUUGGGAUCGGACUGGACGUAGAAAAGACUCUCGGCAGGGUCAGUCUUCCUAGGGCUCUGUACGAACGUGCUGUGGAAUCUGCAGCGGGGAUCCAGGAGCGCAGAGGAGCCGGCAGCUUGGAAGGUCCUGCCGCGGUGUGUGGCGGGCUUCCACCCGCUGCUCAGAAUACAAACGGUCGGCGGGAGAAGCGCGCCCCGGCUUCGGCGUCGGGCCGCAGGAAGUCGUUGCUGGAGGCUGGGCUCCCGGAGCUCUGGGAUUGCACAUGCCCGUUGUGCGGGGCCGGAGGCCUUUGGAGCCCGUUCUUUGCUCGGCCGCUGCUGGGUGAAAAAUUAGAUAACUUCCAAAGCUGGAGCUGAAUCGAAUGUUAAAUAAUGGCAACAGGUGACUUAAAAAGAAGCUUACGGAACCUAGAACAAGUGCUUCGCUCGCUAAAUUAUCCUAGAGAGGUGGAUUGUGUAGGUUUGGUAAAGGGAGACACAGCAGCCUCUCUGCCCAUCAUCAGCUAUUCCCUUACCUCAUAUUCACCUUAUGUAGCAGAACUUCUGGUGGACUCCAAUGUAGAACUCAUAGCAAAGAAUGACUUACGCUUCAUAGAUGCUGUCUACAAGCUUCUUCGUGAUCAAUUUAAUUAUAAACCAAUCUUGACGAAAAAGCAGUUUCUCCAAUGUGGAUUUGCAGAAUGGAAAAUCCAAAUUAUAUGUGAUAUUUUAAAUUGUGUGAUGAAAAAGCACAAGGAGUUGAGUGGUCUUGAGAAGACUCCAUCACAACAAAGAAAAAAAAUCAGUUCUGCUAAGUCAGAACCUUGUUCAAGCGCUGAGAAGACAUCAACUGAACCUGUGGGCAUUGACGUCACUGGCAGGUUUAUGACUUCAGGAAAGAAGAAAGCUGUGGUGAUCCGGCACCUGUACAAUGAAGAUGGUGCUAACAUUCCUGAAGAUACAGUAACAGAUGUUAGUGAAGCAUUUGAUAUUUGUGACUUAAAGGCUGCUGAAAUAAAGAUUCCUGAAUUACAGGUUCCUGAAAUUAAGUGUGAGCAGCAAGAUACAGAAGUCAAUCCUGAGGUUAUUGCACUACAGACUAUGCUUGCUGAAUGCCAAGAAAAGCUGAAGAAACUGACUUGCAUAGAAAGUAGAUUAGAAUCUUUGGAAGAAAAAAUGAAAGGGAAAGUGAUGGUGAAUGAAAAAACCUGGGUUGAUCUUCUAAGUCGUGUCACUCUUCUUGAAACAGAAAUACUUUUAUCUAAAAAGAAUGAUGAAUAUAUAGAGUUUAAUGAGAUGAGUGAAGACUGUGCUUCUAGUAGCGACAUGGAUAGUCUCAAUCCGGAUAGAAAAAGCAAAGAGGAAAGGCAAGCAGAUAUUCCUUUGUCCUCUGGUUAUAGUAUGGUAUCAUCCGAUUCAGCUCCCAGAACCUCAACUGUUAAUUACUGUGGUUUGAAAGAGAUUUCUGAGGAAACAACAAUCCAGAAAAUGGAAAGGAUGAAAAAAAUGUUUGAAGAAACUGCAGAGUUACUGAAAUGUCCAAAUCACUAAUUACAGAAUUUUCUGCAUGAACUUCUCUAGAACUUUGGCUCCUGUACAUGUUAUAUAUUUUAAAGAGUUCUCUAUGCAAUUUUAAUAUACUGUAAUAUUUUUAUUAGAAUUGGAAUUCCAUUUGGUAUAUUAGCUUUUUCAUUCAAUGUUGAAUAAAUACUUAAAUAUUUUUGUGCUGUGAUUAUACCGCUUUACUGUUUUACUAUUCUUAGGGAAACUUAGGUGCCAGUACAUUUCUUUUACAGCGUGAAGUCAUUCCAGCACUGUAUUUUUGUGUUGACAUUUGUUGGCAACGUGCUAAAUAGUUUUUUAAAGUACAGGCUUGAGGACCAUGGUUUACAUCCUGUUGGAAACACUCCACCUGGGACUUGCAUAUUGUCCCCAGGAGGCUCUCAUACAUACCAUCUUGCCAUCUGUACUGAUGAGUAUCUUGCAAUGAAAAGUUAAAUAUGCUCAUUGAGAUUGAAAUACAACAAAAAUACAGCUAUUUCAUGCUCAGUCAAAAGGCAGCAACACGUUUUCAGUUAACGCUGAGGAAGUUAGGGCAUGGUUCUCCCUUUGUGUUUGAAAGCAGGUUGGACAAUGGUGAAAAUGUGCCGAGUAUUUUAGUGCUCUAUUCUGUAACACGUGUUAAGAGCAACAGCUCAGACCCAGAUGGUGGCCAUUCCUGUAUUACAAGAUACACAGUGAGGGUUGUUUUGUUUCUUGUUUUUUUAAAUGAUGGGAAGUUAUAUAUCUUUCUAGAGAGAGAAAAAGUCUUAG